CAUCCACAUCCAGCUUCACCGUAAAUGCAAUUGUCAUUCUCUUCACUUCCCUUCUAACCUGUCAAUGACAGGCUUUCUCAACAUCUGUAAAGAGCUAAUCCGCAGUUUUGUCACGCCUACAACCACGACCAUUCCCCCCUCCUUCCCAUUCUCCUCCAUCUCGUCCUCUUCUCCUUCGCCCUCCCCACGGCUCCCCAUGGAUGUCAACAACCCCCAAAAGAAAAGAGGCCUCUUCGCUCAAUGCAGUUUUGCCAUUGUCCGCAACGCCAGCCUAACACAAGAUGAAGCCGAUUCGUUGGCCAGUGAAUUACGCCUUCACGACGCACUAGUGGUAGUCGAUAAUUAUCCUGAAAAUAAGCUCGAUAUUCGUGGCCUCACACACGUCAUCUCUACUUCAUUCGAUUUCCCUGAUUACGAGCAAUGCUGCGAUGCCAUGAUCCCCGUCGUCAAGCCUACCUGGGUCCAGCACUCUCUUGCUAGGGACAAAUUGAGUAACCCGCGUCAAUACAACCCAGAUCCUCGCCUAUUCAUGUCAGAUGUCGUUGCUUGUGCUUCUUCACUGCCCGAAGGGGAUGCUGACGCCAUAGCCGGGGGCGUGGUGGCAAUGGGAGGACUGUUCUCCGCGAGACUUACAAGUCAAACCACGCACAUUAUUGCCAUAGACAUUGAGGCCGAGAUAUGUGUCAUGGCCCAGAAGAAGAAGGUUGCAGCAAAGAUUGUUCUGCCGCAUUGGGUGGAUGACUGCCUGAAGCUGGGUCGGAAAAUUGACGAGCAACCUUACACCCUGCCAAACCCGGAAAUCCUGAGACCUCCAAUUGACAAACCUCCACUUGCACGGCGCAAGGCUGCGCAAAUCUCUGGUGCUACCAAUCCUGACCCUGAUCAUAAGCCUAGCUACAACGGCCCAACACGGAAGCUGGAAAAGGUUUUCAAGAAAAAAUCUGUCAUGCUCAGCACAGACUUGGGAAUUUCCAGCUAUCUGCGAGGCAUCUUGGAUGGUAUCGUAACGGUCAGUGGUGGAAAGCUCACCGAAUCAGUCGCAGACGCCGAUAUGUUUAUCUGCAAAUUCCGCGAAGGUGACGACUACAAGAUGGCUUCCAGGUUUGGCAAGGAUGUCGGCAACCUCGGUUGGCUCUACUAUCUCAUCACGACAGAUGAGUGGACUUCACCGCUUCGACGGUUGCUCCACUAUCCCGUGGCUAGGCAUGGACUUCCUGGCUUUCCCGGUCUCAAAAUCAGCCUUUCCAAUUACAGUGGAGAGGCAAGAACCUAUCUGGAGAACUUGAUCAUUGCAGCAGGUGCUGAGUGCACAAAGACGUUGAAGCAAGACAACACCCACUUGGUCACCGCACAUGUUGUGAGCGAAAAAUGUGCAGCUGCAAAGGAGUGGGGUAUCCAUAUCGUGAACCACUUGUGGAUCGAAGAGAGUUAUGCAAAAUGGAAGAUGCAAAGUAUUACUCAGAGUCGGUAUACGCAUUUCCCGCAUCGGACCAAUUUAGGCGAGAUUGUUGGUAGUACCCAGCUUGAUCGCAAGGUGAUUGAGGAGCAUUUCUUCCCCAGAGAAGACACUGACAUGGUCGAUACCACUCAUUCUGGGGCGACCAAGCAAGAAAUUCAAAAUGGAAAUAUAGCCAAUGGAGGCAAGAAGUCCAAGGCUCCAAACGAACAAAUCCGAACUCCUGGUGUAUCGAGAUUUAUCGCUACAGGAAAGGAAAACAUCACGCCCUCGACUACCAAUAGCCGGAAGUCAAAGGAGGUGGCAUCUGCCCGAUUACAUGAGAUGACGCCGGACAUACUCUUGUUUGAAAAGGAAAAGAAGCGUGUAGGUGGCGUUGUAUACGGUGGACGACGACAAAAGGACGAGGAUCGGGUCCCGGUCCAACACGGUCGCAAGAGAUCGAUUGACGAAGCAUCGGAAGAUGAGGCCACGGAUGUAACCGAGACAAAGAAGACGAAACGUGGCAACCCGCCGCCAGAAAUGCGGUUGCUGGUUUCGGGAUACAAGAAAUGGGUCAAUCGCGCCAAGGUUGAAGACAGUGACAAGAAACAACUCCGCAGUCUCGGCAUCCUCACAGUACAAGAUCCCAGCAAAGCCACCCAUCUUGCAGCACCUUCGAUUGUACGAACUCAAAAGUUUGUGACGGCCAUCGCUUUCGCGCCUGUGGUAGUGUCGACAGAUUUUAUCGAUGCGUGCCUGAAAGAAGAUGCACUUCUAGACCCAAAGAAAUUCCCGCUCAAGGAUAAACAGGCGGAAGCCUCGAUAGGUGGCAGUCUCGAAAAGGCCAUCGGGCGGGCCUCUAAAAAUAAACACCGACUCCUCGAAGGACAAAACAUUUAUGUGAUGGAAAGCAUCCGGGGCGGAUUCGAGACUUUCAAGGCCAUUGUCGAAGCUAAUGGGGGACGGUGCAUGCUGUGGCGGAACCGAAAGAACAUGACUGUCCCUUCGACUCGGGCAGACAGCGAGGAAAGCACAGACGGAGGUGCGAGCAGCGACCUGAUUUUGGUUGCAGACGCUGCCAACAACAACGUCCUGUGGGAUCGCUUCAAGCAAAUGGCGGAAAAGAGUCGCAGAACCCCAAGAAUUGUCACCGCGGAUUGGCUGCUGGAGACGGCGAUUUCUCAAACAUUGCGACCGCUCCAAGAUUAUGCGGUGUAAGUUGAGGUCCCUUGAGUGUUGCUUGGCUGUGUAUCUUGGAGCGGCUCGAUGAUCUGUUGGAGUAUGACCAUGACCAUGACGAAAGUCUCUUGACAGCAAUGUCGGUGUGCUAAUAUCAGAAGAACUUGAUACCUUGUUGGUCAUCUGUGCCAAAGAUCUGCGCCUUGCCUU
Exophiala mesophila is the source of this 2827-nucleotide messenger RNA. RefSeq lists its product as uncharacterized. Gene Ontology annotation, cellular component: nucleus; Cul8-RING ubiquitin ligase complex. The record is from RefSeq and is a predicted model, not a curated record. The transcript is spliced from 3 exons. The coding region runs from base 65 to 2656 and encodes 863 amino acids. Lineage: Eukaryota; Fungi; Ascomycota; Eurotiomycetes; Chaetothyriales; Herpotrichiellaceae. Gene Ontology annotation, biological process: double-strand break repair; DNA double-strand break attachment to nuclear envelope.